CGCCCCUGUGCAUUUAUCAGUGCAUUUGUGCACACCCUGCAGGCUCUGAUGUCUGUGAACGCACGGCUGAGGCAGCUCUACCCCGACAGCGAAGAGCUGUUUGACAUCGUCCUGAUGACUAAUAACCACGCCCAGGUCGGAGUGCGCCUCAUCAACAGCAUCAACCACUACGGUUCGUGGUCGACACGCUCAGCCAUGCCUACUACAGUGCUAUAAGCAGAGAAAUACAAUGACCAGUAAUUGGAGUACCGGUAAUUAUAUUUCUAUGGUUAUAAGACGCGCUUAUUGUGAGCUGCAUUUCAUUGAAUGAUGGGUAAUUUUGACCAAAUAUGUUUUUAGUGGUUGUAUGCAUGUUUUGCAUGGAUGUUAGUGGCAAUCUUUGGCUACCAGCCUGAUGAUACCAUCACAUUUGUAUGGGGUUCUGAUACGUUUUUGUUUUUCACUCUACCUGACAGAUUUAACCAUUGAGAGGUUCUGUAUGACGGGAGGGCAAAGCCCCAUUGGCUAUCUGAAGGCCUAUCUGACCAACCUGUACCUCUCCAAGGAUGGAGAGAAAGUCAUGGAGGCCAUUGAGGAGGGUAGUUGAAAAUGCUGCUUUCCUUUGUCCUCUAGGGAUUAAACUGGUUUAGGUUAGCAUGGAUGCUAAAUUGGUAACAGAGUAAAAAACUGUAGAUGUACAUUGUGGUAACACUUUUUAUAGGUAUGAUAUAGCCUACAUAUAUGAUACCGUUGUAAUGCAUUUUUAAGACUUAUGAGCAUGUAUAAGCCCCUUUUUUAUAAUGUCUUUAUAAAUAGGCAUUGCAGCAGCGACCAUGUUUGCAUCUGGAGAUGUGGAGAACAAGCUUUCCGACACACAGCUGAAAGUUGCCUUUGACGGGGACGCUGUCCUCUUCUCUGACGAGUCGGAGAUCAUCGUGAAACAACACGGCCUGGACACGUUCUUUGAGCAUGAGAAGGAGUUUGAGAACAAACCUCUUGCACAGGUGUUCAUGAGAGUAUAUGCCUCCUAUUUUAUGUUAGCUUUUGACAUGAUUCCAAAUGUUCUUUCUUUGGGUAACACUUUAUUUGGAGUCUCCCUAUAGAGGGUUAUAGAUGUUCAACUUACUAUCAACAAACUUUUUAACUAACACACCCACUUACCCUAAUCCUAGACCUUAACAAGUUGUUGCAUAUCAACCGUGGCUGUUGAUAGUUUGAGCAUUUAAAGACCAUCUAUAAUAGGGGACUAUCCAAAUAAACUGGAACCCAUUGAUGUAUUUGCUUUAAUAAAAAAUGUAAUAAUACUAUGCUAACCCUAUGUCUCAUUCACUCAGGGUCCCUUAAAGUGUUUCCUGGAGGCGCUGGGGAAGCUCCAGAGGAAGUUCUACGCCAAGAACGAGCGUAUGACCUGCCCCAUUUGUACCUACCUAGUAACAUCCCGCAGCGCAGCCAGCUCAGGGGCCCGCGUCCUCAAGACCCUCAGGAGCUGGGGCCUGGAGAUCGACGAGGCCCUGUUCCUAGCCGGGGCCCCUAAAGGGCCCCUCCUGCAGAAGAUCCGUCCCCACAUCUUCUUUGACGACCAGAUGUUCCACAUCGAGGGGGCCAAGGAGCUGGGUACUAUCGCGGCACACGUGCCUUAUGGGAUUGGACAGAAGUACCACAAGGAGAAACUUAGUGAGCAGCCUGCCAAAGACACAAAGUAG
Messenger RNA from Coregonus sp. 'balchen', 1682 nucleotides. Lineage: Eukaryota; Metazoa; Chordata; Actinopteri; Salmoniformes; Salmonidae. The record is from the annotation of a GenBank genome assembly.